AGUUAUGGCCUAAUUAACAAGAAUAUAAAAAACAGAACAGCACCGUGGGGUAUUAUCCUGGAUGCCAACCUGUAAAACCAAACGUUAGACAUUUUUCGUUACAUAGCUACAUUGCGGUCAAAGCAACAUCUUGGCGGGAUGGAAAAGAAGUGGCAAGUGUAUGGACUAGGUCAUCACCCAACGCGAAUGUCAGCCGCUCUAACGGUGCAGUUUGUGCAGAAAUCGUCGUGUUAAUGUUGUUUUGUCUGUGGCUAAUCAAAAACCAGUGCACACCGAUAAACAAUUAGAUCUAGUAACAACACUACCAAGGCAGUCAUGUCUUUACGCAGACAUGCAAUUUGCCGUGUUGAUUUUUGCCUGUUUCGCUGCCAAUAAUGCACAGUUUGUUGACAAACAACAGGUUGAAUAUUUGGUCAAAAAAUGGGCCCCAUUGAUAUGGCUUUCCCCAGAAGAGAAAUAUAUGCCUUUAAACGCAGAAAAUUUUCUAAAGCACGUCUAUAUUGCGGAUGAAGUUGGAAAAUACCAAACAAAUUUUAAUUUGGAAAGUAAUCUAAAAAAUAGCUCAAAGUCUUUAUAUCUAGUCACCAAGAAAUCAAUAGAUAUUCUCAAGAAAACUAACCAAUCCUUUAUAUUUGGAAAAAAUCCCAAUACAAAUCAUGUAUCUGUCUAUGCAAUAGUUACUUAUUGUUCACCUUACAUAUCUUUUCACACAAGAGACAAGGAAAACUUUCAAAAUGAAGUCGACAUAAAUGCAAGAGCUGAACCAAAUUUAAAUUUCCAUGUCACUUAUUGGGUGUUUUAUCCAUACAAUGAGGGAAAGGAAAUAUGCUUUUUAGGAAAAGUUCCAACACCCUUGAUAUUCGACACGUGUUUCGGAAACUUGAAGCCCAUGGGCAAUCACGUGGGCGACUGGGAACACAUGAGCCUAUCUUUCAAAGGCAAAACCUCGCCCAGUGAAAUGUUCUUGGCCGUAAACGAUGCGGGCGUUUACUACAGAUACGACCCCAAACGGGGCGUGUUCAAAUACAAAUCGCAAGUGACGCGUAAAGGGGUGGUGCAGAGACCGAAAUUCCCCGUCUUGGUGCGCACCCAGGGGGGGCACCCAGUGCUAUUUUCCGCCCUGGGCUCCCACGGACUCUGGUCUUCCCCAGGAAUACACGAAUUCGUCAGGUUACCGAAAUUAUCCGAUAAAAACGGUUAUGGAGUUCCCUGGAAAACGUGGAACACCGUGCUUACGUACCACAUGGGUCUCUCGAGGAUUCCCGAUUGGAUGGUUUACAAGGGGAGGUGGGGGAACCCCAAGAGCAACUGUUUUUUGUUCAAGAAGUUGGGAAUUUGCGAACACUCAGAUGGCCCCUUAGGCAUAUUGAAAAGGGUUCAAGAUUUUUAUUGUUAAUUGUUAUGAUGACAUUGUGAUAUAUUUUUACUUAAAUAAACUUUCACUCUAG
This is a messenger RNA of Brassicogethes aeneus, 1448 nucleotides long. The record is from the annotation of a GenBank genome assembly. NCBI's taxonomy places the organism in Eukaryota, Metazoa, Arthropoda, Insecta, Coleoptera, Nitidulidae.